Molecule: messenger RNA, 1916 nt
Organism: Hydractinia symbiolongicarpus
Lineage: Eukaryota; Metazoa; Cnidaria; Hydrozoa; Anthoathecata; Hydractiniidae
Product: melanocortin receptor 4-like
Exons: 1
Coding region: 70-951 (293 amino acids)
Biological process (GO): G protein-coupled receptor signaling pathway
Cellular component (GO): membrane
Molecular function (GO): G protein-coupled receptor activity
Source: RefSeq, a predicted model, not a curated record
GAAGGAAUCACACUUCACCUGCAGAACAAUUUUACAAAACAUGCUAAUUUCAAUUUCAUUUUUCAAAUCAUGGCAACCUAUUUUGUGUUCUGGUCUUACAUUUCAUGGCUCAAGUUUGUACCUAUUUCUAUCGUGAACGCUGUGCUUAUUGUGAGUGUGCUGCGGAAGCGAACUCUACGUUGCGAAACAUCAAGCGUAUACUUGUUAUGUUUAUUAAUUGCGCACUUCCUGGUUGGUUUAUGGGGACUUUUAGAAGCUAUUCUAUUCUCCAUCACAAAAACUUUAUCGCAGUUGGAAGAAGAUGUAACAGCACGAGGGGUUAGUAUCAGUAUCUAUAUUGGGAUUCAAUGUUAUACAUUUUCGGCACUUGUGUUGGUGACCAUGGAUAGACACUUAGCUGUCCAUAACCCCUUGAAGUAUCAGUUUAUCUCAGCAAGAUUUAUUGUUAUAUCGAUAAUUUUAUCCUUAUUUCCAUCCAUCUUGUUUACAGCUUUAAUGCUCAUACCAGGAGAGCAGCAUUCGUCAGCAAUUUUUUGUGUGCUCUCCCUCAUCGGUUCUGUUUUUAUCGUUUUUGUGAAUGUUAAAGUUUAUUUGACUGCGCGGUCACACUUUCGAAACAUAAAAAAGGAUAGUGUUGCGGAGGAUGAAACACAAAGCGUUCUCUUGAAGAAAAGGCUGAUGCGACGCCAGCAAAAGUCAUUGGUUAUUACACUUCUUUUGGUUGCGACUUUCAUUAUCGCAUGGCUUCCUAGCUACGUGCAUCUAUUCAUAGCUGCCACAGGAAACACAGUACCUGAUUACGUCAUCGUUAUAUCAUUCGCCAUACUUUCACUCAACUCCCUUGUCGAUCCAUUUAUUUAUAUCUUCUUAAAUGGAAAGUUAAAGCGAGCUGUCAAAAGUUUGUUUUGUAAGCAGAUCGAAAUUCGCGAAGAAACACACUAUACAAAAUGACUGCAUAAAGUAAAUUCAGCUGUAUUCUGAGAGACAAAUUUUUCUAGAAUCACUAACAAAAACUUUGAGACUUGCAGAUGUGUUUAAUAGGAAUUUUGAUGGGUAGUGUAAAAAUGUAUUGGCAACCUCGGAAAAGAAGAAAAAUCUCGCCCCCGCCCUCCUUCCACCCCCGCCAAUUUUAACCGACGGAAUUUCAUUUUGAAUUUCAUUUAAUUUAGGUUUUUAAUGAAUUUAGGUGGGAAACGGUUAUGUCGCCAAAGGAGACCCUGAGAACGAGCCAGGCUAACAAAACCCCUCCCCCAUAACUUCCAAACACCAUAUUUAGUUAGCUUUUUUACAGUCAAAAUGUUUUUGGUAUGACGUCAUGCUGACACCCUUGUUAACGCAGGUGAAGAAUAUUCGGCUAUUUUUUUUUUGAAAUAUCUUUAUUACUAGUUCUAAUUUUUUGUUAAACACGCAUCAUAUAAAACAUUUAUUUUGAUUGUAGUGGCGGCUUCUCCCUGUGUAACAUGUGCUCUGGGUGUGCUUUAGCUCUAAUACUCUUAGUGUAGAACUUUUCCGUUUUCAACAAAGCUUAGCAUAGUAUACAAAGAAAAGGAUUCUUAAUUGUAUGAUGGUGGUAUCGGAGCCGAUCCGAAGGCCUAUCCUAUAGCAGUUUUUUUUAUUUCACUCUCAAUUUAAAGAAACUUAUCAGACGAAUUAAAUUCUGCCAAAUUUAGUUUUCCUCAAAAAUUCCCUUUCCUCAUCUAAACGCUCUAAUUUUUGUGACUUUUCACACACACAAAAUAUAUACAUAUAAAAAAAGUUUAUCAAAAAACCUACCAUAUUGCAUGAAAUUAACAGUCAAUAAAUUCAAGCCUUUUAUAAAAGGUUAGCGAAAAAAAUACAGAUAUCGUGCGAUUUAUCUGUUUUGUGAUCUAAAAAAGCUAUAGUUCAUUGUCAGUAGGGAAUAGUCUACGUUUUAG